AUGCAAGCAAAAAUCAAUUCUUUCUUCAAGCCCUCUUCUUCUUCUUCGUCCCCUAUCGCCGCCUCAGUAUCAUCAGACACGGACGAUGGUUUAGCCGUCUGGGAGAAUAAUCGAAACGUCAUCGUCAAUACUUACGAGCGUCGAUCUGGGAUAGUCGAUAGAAGUGAAGUGCUUAAGGAAUGCAUCGGGAAGCCACUGAGGAAAGGAUCUUCUUCUGCAUCUAAAAACCUCAACAAGAAGCGCAAUUAUACCCAAUUCCACUUAGAGUUGGGCCAAUCCGAUUUUCUUCUCAGACAUUGCGCAGAGUGUGGAGCUACGUAUGCUCCUGGAGAUGAAUCAGAUGAGAAGAACCACCAAAGUUUUCACAAGAACUAUAUGCAUGGAAUCCCUUUUAAGGGUUGGCAGAACGAGAGAGCGUUCACAUCAUCUUCUUUCAACAAGAACCGCAUCGUUAUGGUACUGGAUAAUGAUUCUCCUGCACACAGAAACAAGGUGCAAGAGGUUGUGAAAAUGAUGGAGGUUGAGCUAGGUGAGGAUUGGAUUCUUCACCAACAUUGUAAGGUUUACUUAUUCAUUUCCUCUCAGAGGAUCUCCGGAUGUUUAGUUGCGGAACCAAUUAAGGAAGCAUUCAAGCUCAUAGCUCCUCAUGGUGAUGAAAGACAGUUAAAGAAAGAGAGCUCCUCGCCUUCAACGUCCAUUCAGUUUGGAAACAUUGUGUUGCAGAGAGAAGUAUCGAAAAGAUGUCGAGAAUCAGAAGAAAGAGUAGAUAAUGGAGCAAUUGUAUGUGAAGAAGAAGCUAAACCAGCUGUUUGUGGAAUUAGAGCAAUCUGGGUCUCACCUUCCAACAGAAGAAAAGGCUUAGCUACACGGUUACUCGAUACGACGAGGAAAACCUUCAGCAAUGGGUGCGUUUUGGAGAAAUCUCAGUUGGCAUUUUCACAACCAAGCUCCAUGGGAAGAGCUUUUGGUUCUAAGUAUUUUGGAACUUGUUCAUUCUUUGUUUACAAAGCUCAACUAGCUAUACCAGGCCCAACACGGUAG
Molecule: messenger RNA, 1041 nt
Organism: Eutrema salsugineum
Lineage: Eukaryota; Viridiplantae; Streptophyta; Magnoliopsida; Brassicales; Brassicaceae
Product: protein CHROMOSOME TRANSMISSION FIDELITY 7
Exons: 6
Coding region: 1-1041 (346 amino acids)
Biological process (GO): mitotic sister chromatid cohesion
Cellular component (GO): chromatin; nucleus
Molecular function (GO): protein-lysine-acetyltransferase activity
Source: RefSeq, a predicted model, not a curated record